Triticum dicoccoides is the source of this 1707-nucleotide messenger RNA. RefSeq names its product protein phosphatase 1 regulatory inhibitor subunit PPP1R8 homolog. The transcript has 3 exons. NCBI's taxonomy places the organism in Eukaryota, Viridiplantae, Streptophyta, Magnoliopsida, Poales, Poaceae. Gene Ontology annotation, molecular function: protein binding. The record is from RefSeq and is a predicted model, not a curated record. Bases 265 to 1536 code for a protein of 423 amino acids.
GCUCGGCCUCCCCCCGUAUCGUUCCCCUUCUCCAGCUCUCCCUCGCUCCCAGCGGCGGCGCCUCGUCGGAGCCGCCCCUCGACGGCGGCUAGCCUCCCUCGUCGGACGCGCUCAUCGACGGCGGCGCGAGCCUCCCCGCGCGGCCCCUGGGGAUUCUUGCAGAACUUGAGUACAGCCCUGUGGGGUUCAUCAUCAGCUGUUGAAGGUUAAAGAGUGACUCAGUGGUAGAGACCAGAACAGGUGGUAGUGGUAAGCUUAGAGGAGAUGUACCGUGGUGGGCUUGACCGCUUCAAGAAAGCUCAGGCCUUGGAGCCCUUCUCGGUGCAGCAGUCUGGUCCUGGCGCAAAGAGCGUGCCCACAGCUGUGAAAGUGCAGCCAGCUCCAUUGGUGCCGCCGCAAAACUCACAUCUUGGUCCCAGCCAGAGUCAGCAUGCUUCGCAGAGUGCCGGCUCAAGCGUGGCCGGGCAAGAAGCUGCUGGAGCCCCCAGACCCGCCGGGACGCAGUUUGGUGGUGGGCAGUCGACGUGGCAACCGCCGGACUGGGCAAUUGAGCCGCGCCCUGGGGUUUACUAUCUUGAGGUGAUGAAGGAUGGAAAUGCCAUUGAUAGGAUUAAUCUGGACAAGAAGAGGCAUAUAUUUGGGAGGCAGGUGCCUGCUUGUGAGAUUGUCUUGGACCAUCAGUCCGUCUCACGUCAACAUGCUGCUGUCGUUCCACACAAAAAUGGAAGCAUCUAUGUUAUCGAUUUAGGAUCUGUUCAUGGUACAUUUGUUGCAAACGAGAGAUUAACUAAGGACAGCCCUGUUGAACUUGAAGUUGGACAGUCACUUCGCUUUGCUGCAUCAACCAGAGCAUAUGUUCUACGAAAGAACACCGCUGCUUUUUUUCCCACUCAAAGCCUCCCGUCAGAUGUGAGUUUGCCGUCUCCUCCAGACUCUGACGAUGAAGACGCCGUUGUUGCAUACAAUACAAUACUUAAUCGCUAUGGUGUUAGCAAAUCAGAAGUGCCAUUGAAGAGAAAAAGUUCUUCUGGGGAUGCUUCUGCUUCUGCUGUAAAUGAUGACAACCAGGCAGUCGGUAGACCGUCAAAGAGAAGCAAAAAGCGGAGAGUGUCAUUUAGAGAUCAAGUUGGUGGAGAGCUUAUUCAGGUGGUUGGGAUUUCUGAUGGUGCAGAUGUUGAAACUGAACCAGGCCCAGUUGGUGUGAAGGAAGGCAGUCUUGUUGGGAAGUAUGAGUCUCUUGUACAGGUUACUGUCAUACCAAAAGGAAAGGAGCAAACUUCAUCAAAGGACAGUGCCUCCCACAGUGGGGUAACAGAUAAGCUACAACAGAUGCUUAACAAAGUUAAAAGCACAUCCAGAGGUGGUAUGUAUGAUGACCUUUACGGGGACUCUGUUCCAGCAAAGCUGGGCUCAUCAUGGGCGUAUAAAUCCGAUGGCCAGCCAGAGCAAGUCAAAGUUGUUGAUGAAAAGAAGUCUAGCAGGGACGUGGGUGCAAAUCCAGCUGAUGAUAGUGAUGAUGACUUGUUUGGCGACUAGUUAUUUUGUCACAUUUCCAGUUAGUAGUGAAUUGCCUUGAUUACAAACACAUGGCAGCAGAAAUGUUAUGUUUGCCUUGGGUAUUUUGCUUUGUUCUACAUGAUUGUAUCCUGCUGUGAAUCAAGGUAAUCUCUUUUUUGCCUAAUAUUAAUGUUAGAGCAUGCUUUCUUA